Molecule: messenger RNA, 2726 nt
Organism: Rhineura floridana
Lineage: Eukaryota; Metazoa; Chordata; Lepidosauria; Squamata; Rhineuridae
Product: mitochondrial ubiquitin ligase activator of nfkb 1-A-like
Exons: 6
Coding region: 170-1288 (372 amino acids)
Biological process (GO): protein ubiquitination; organelle organization
Molecular function (GO): ubiquitin-protein transferase activity
Source: RefSeq, a predicted model, not a curated record
AAAGAGAAAAGAGGAUCGGGAAUAUGGGGUGGUUGCUCCUGCAACAGAAAGUCGACGUUCAUUAGCCUCAGGAGAACAAAGGGGAGAAUGAAUGGAGCAUGCAGAAGAAAUGGAGCAAAACACCGCAGAGAAGUCAAUCUGACAUUGCCUGCUUCCUUGCUCAGACAUCAUGAAGCAACAUCUCAGCUCUGCAGGAUUGUCCCUUGCUGUGGCCUGCCCCCGGGAAGAAACUCUGAUGGAUGCUUUGCCUCUCACACCAGGAGAGCUGGUGUGUUUAGGGUCAAGCCUGGCCUUCUCUGGUCUCUUUUAUUACCUACAUAGGAAGAAGGCCAAGGUGGUGGCCAAGAUCCAGGAGGCUCCGAAGCUUCAAGUGAACGAGAGUCUUCCCGGCAUCCUCUCUGCCACAGGUAGCAGCUGCCUGCCCUAUGUUGCCAUUGAAGGAGUAGUCCAGCCCGUUGAGGCAGCCCUGACCAGCCCAUACCACGAAGAACUGCAGGGAGUGAUUGAGAGGCUUGUGCUGAAGGAGCAUCGGCUGAUCUGGAACAGUCUGGCCCGCAGCUGGACGGACAGCGAGCGGGUGGUGCUGGAGCAGGUACACACAGUGCCAUUUGUCCUGGCAUCCCCCAGCGGUGAGGUGGUGGGGCAGGUGAGCGUGGAAUCGCCCCUCCAUGCCAUUGAGCUACCCUUGGAGACGGUGUACGAGCGCUUCCAGCAGACCUCGCACGGCUUCAAGGACCUGCUCAGCCACUACCUGAGCGGGGAAAAGCCCAAGGGCUUCCUGGAGACAGAAGAGAUGCUCUUGGUAGGGAGCAGCCUCACCGGAAUCGGUGAACUUGUCCUGCACCCGGAUGGCUCUCUCCACCUUCAGCCCCCGGCAGACGGCGCCGGAUACUUCCUGCGUCUGGGCGACUGGCAGACCAUCUUGGCCGACCUGCAGUCAGUCAGCGGCUUCUGGAAGUGGGCUUCGCUGUUGUGUGGCUUAGCAGCCACGGCCGUCGUCCUCCAUGUCCUUUGCCGCGCUUACCGGCGCCACAGGAUAAAGCAGGAGCAGGAGGCGCAACGGCGGGAGUUUGAAGACCUCCGGCGCCACCAAAGCGCGGGCCUGGAUCCGUCUGAAGAGCCACCCGAAAACGCUUGCGUCAUCUGCCUUACGAACCUCCGAGAGUGCGUCCUCCUUCCCUGCGGCCACGUCUGCUGUUGCUUCCGCUGCUUCCAGGCCUUGCCCAGACACACCUGCCCCAUUUGCAGGAGCUCCAUAGACCGGGUGGUCCCCCUCUAUCAGGCCUGAUGGCACCGCCUAGGCAAUCUUAGAAAUGCCCACUAGACACCCCCAGCAUAGCAUGCAAGGAUGAACGGAACAGGCAUGUGGUGGCGUGAAAGGUGAGGAUGUCCUUUAGCGAUGGAGGGACGCAAACGCCACCUUUUGAGGUUGGUGCGCUGGACACACAUUCUCCACCCCCCAUCAACCUCCCCCCCAGUUAUUGUUGUUAUGAGGUGUGUCCAAAGGUGAUGCUGCAAUAAAGGUCAUUGUUAGGUCAUUCUCCCAGCCCUGCUAGGCGGGAAGGAGUGCUGCAGAGCUUGCCAGCUGUGUUGAUCUGCUGCACUUUCUGUCCUGAGGGAUGGAAGGAAUCCCUGAGCUAUUUGCAAAAUUGCAUUUGGGAACGGGAGGAGGAGCUCACAGAUUCGGUAGUGAGUGAAGAUCUACAGCCUCGACUUUGGUUUCCUGCACGUGGCCUCUUGGAAUCUGGGCCAAGUUCCAUUCUGAGCCAACCUCUCCGAGCCCAGUGGACAGCCAUCUCCUUGCCUCUGUGUUUGGACUUUCAGAUACAUGCACAUGCGUGCAUGCGCAGAAAGGGGGGGUCAUAAUGGUUUAAAGGCAACACGUUUUAUAACUGGCUGAAAGGACCGCCUGUUCUCAUACUGUGCUGUAAGCCGGAUUUAGUUUUCACAAUAGAGUUUUAUUUUUUUUAUAGAGUGCCUCCCUCUGUUAGCCACAUGCAAGCAGGUGUUAACCAGGUUGAUGUAAAUGUUGCAAUGAGGCUGCAGGCUGUGCAGUGCCCUGCCCUGGCCUCAUAUUUGGGUGAGGGGUUUUUCAGUAUUGUACCAGCCAGGAGGAGCCAUUUUUAAGCUACCUUAACCCUAGAGAAUCAUCACACAAGCAGCCCUCUGCAGAAGCCAAGGCCAGGACAAGAGAAGUAGGGAUCUACUUGUAGCAGACAUGCUGUUGCAGGCAGCUCUAAGCAAAACGUGCCAACGGUACUCUAGCCCAAGUCCCCUUGUAGGUUCACUCCUGCCAUCUGAGAGCUCAGGGCAGUUCCUUUCCCUGUUGAACCAACCCAUCCCUGAACAGCAGGCUCUUGCUUAAUCAUGAGUUGCCAGUGGUUCACUUGCUCAACCUGGAAUUGCUUGGAUCCAUUUCCCUCUUCACAAAGUGCCUGAGGCAGAGAGUCAGUCAUGCUGUGGGCAAGUGACAGACAGUUCAACCAGCUGACGCCUUGCUAAUGAGGACUGCCUUCCUCAGGUGGCUUUCCCCCAGGAUUAUUGGCAUUGAGCUCCGGAUGGACUGGCAACACGUGAACUUCUCUUAACCUUGCUUUGCCGGUUGAUUGGACUGAUGCGUUUGUGCCAUGCUCUGGGCAUGAGCUGAGCGCUUGAUGGCGCCUGGCAGAGCUGCACAGAGCAAAUGUGGAAUCAAGAUUUAUUGAUAAACUGAGAAAUCUAUCAAA